Messenger RNA from Melanotaenia boesemani (Boeseman's rainbowfish), 927 nucleotides. RefSeq names its product ATP synthase peripheral stalk-membrane subunit b (gene atp5pb). The transcript has 7 exons. Bases 16 to 927 code for a protein of 303 amino acids. Gene Ontology annotation, biological process: proton motive force-driven ATP synthesis. The record is from RefSeq and is a predicted model, not a curated record. Gene Ontology annotation, molecular function: proton transmembrane transporter activity. NCBI's taxonomy places the organism in Eukaryota, Metazoa, Chordata, Actinopteri, Atheriniformes, Melanotaeniidae.
CGUCAUCUAGCGACCAUGCGCUUGUGUAAUCUCGCGUUAUUUCAGAGGACUUCUCGUGUUUCCGCCAUCCUUGUCGCUCUUUGCAGAAGGGCACGAAGAGGCCGAAACAAGGGUGCCCGGCGUAGCAAGAUAUUGGCACAUCAUCAUUUAAAAAUGCUGUCCAGGCUCGUGUUGGUCUCUGCCAGCUCCCUGAAAGGCUGUGGCCCUAUUGGAGCAGGGCUGGUCCACGCAUCUCGUUCCCUGCACACAUCAUCCCAGAGUUUGGCCCCAGUGCCCCCUCUGCCAGAAAAGGGAGGCAAAGUCCGCCAUGGCCUCAUCCCAGAGGAGUUUUUCCAGCUGUUGUAUCCCAAAACUGGAGUCACAGGACCCUACAUGCUGGGUACCGGGCUCAUCCUCUACUUGCUUUCUAAAGAAUUGUACGUCAUCAACCAUGAGACCUUUGCAGCUGCCUCCAUUGGAGCCAUCAUCAUUUAUGGUGUCAAGAAAUUUGGUCCAAGUGUUGCAGCUUUUGCUGACCAACUGAAUGAUGUAGGUUUCACAACAGAAAAAAUGGCCAUGGCCCAGGAAGUGAAGGACCAUUCCAUAUCCAGCCUGACUCAGGCCAUUGAGGAUGAGAAGAAGGAACAGUGGAGAGUAGAGGGAAGAUCAAUGCUGUUUGACGCCAAGAGGAACAAUGUGUCCAUGCUGUUGGAGACCAACUACAGAGAGAGGCUACACAUGGUGACCAAUGAGGUGAAGAAGCGAUUGGACUAUCAGAUUGCCCUGCAGAACCUCCACCGUCGGAUGGAGCAGGAGCACAUGGUCAACUGGGUGGAGAAGAACGUCAUUGGCAGCAUUACUCCACAGCAGGAGAAGGAAAGCAUCGCCAAGUGCAUCACAGACCUGAAGGCACUGGCCAAAGCCACCCAGGCCAAGGCUACAGCCUAA